This is a messenger RNA of Salvelinus namaycush (lake trout), 1167 nucleotides long. RefSeq names its product POU domain, class 2, transcription factor 3-like. Gene Ontology annotation, cellular component: nucleus. NCBI's taxonomy places the organism in Eukaryota, Metazoa, Chordata, Actinopteri, Salmoniformes, Salmonidae. The coding region runs from base 1 to 1167 and encodes 388 amino acids. The record is from RefSeq and is a predicted model, not a curated record. The transcript is spliced from 11 exons. Gene Ontology annotation, molecular function: RNA polymerase II cis-regulatory region sequence-specific DNA binding; DNA-binding transcription factor activity, RNA polymerase II-specific. Gene Ontology annotation, biological process: regulation of transcription by RNA polymerase II.
AUGGUGUGGAACACUCAGAGGCUCAACAUGAACAAGCAGAUCAAAACAGAGGACCUCAACGACUCUCUCCAUGCAGUCUCAUCACACAAAACAUGUCACCCGACACAAGGAUCCCCAAUACCUGGAGUCCAGGCAGGCCAGCUGUCAGUGGAGCUCCCCUCCCUCCACACGAUGCCGCAGCUGGUGCUUAUGUCAGGCUCUCACCACCUCUCACCCCCCUCCUCCUUCCUCCUCUCACAGACACAACACACGGGGCAUCAAGCACUUCUGCAGCAGAACCUACACAGCUUUCCCACCCAGAGCCAGUCAGGUCUCCUCCAGCACCAGCCUGGGUUAGCACUAACACCUCAGGCCAUGAGUCGGUCGGGCCUGACGUCGUCGUCCAUGGAAGGACACGUGGACAUGUCCCACCUGCAGGUCCCCAAACACAUCGGGGCCUCCCAGCAGGACGAUCCCAGCGACCUAGAGGAGCUGGAACAGUUUGCCAAGGUCUUCAAACAGAGACGCAUCAAACUGGGCUUCACCCAGGGUGAUGUAGGCCUGGAUAUGGGGAAACUGUAUGGGAAUGACUUCAGUCAGACUACCAUCUCCCGCUUCGAGGCACUCAACCUGAGCUUCAAAAAUAUGUGCAAGUUGAAGCCGCUACUGGAGAAGUGGUUGAGCGACGCAGAGAAUUCUCCCUCUGACUCUAUGGCCAACGUAGCCUCUCUACCCCCCCUGAUGGAAGGCUAUGGAAGGAAAAGGAAAAAGAGAACAAGCAUUGAAACCAACAUCAAGUUCACCCUGGAGAAACGCUUUCUUGUCAACCCCAAGCCUAACUCGGAGGAGAUCACGCUGAUCUCAGAGCAGCUGUCUAUGGAGAAGGAGGUGGUGCGGGUGUGGUUCUGUAACCGUAGACAGAAGGAAAAGAGGAUCUACUGCCCUGUGUCCACCUCACCCAUGAAAUCACAUAACUUCAACCCCAGAAUGGCCUCCACGUCCAGAUCAUACAGCCCUCUUGCUUCAGGAGGAGUGUCAUCGAGUCCCUCUCCUAAUAGUCCUAGUCAUGGACCUUCGCUCGGCACCUUCUCGUCUGGCUCCACUGCUUUGACCUCCCAGGUCAACCAAUCCUUCAGCUCACCAGGGUCGUGGUAUCGCACAUGGAACCCUAUGCCCUAUCACCACUGA